ACGCUCGAACUUGAGACCUUCUGGUGCAGAAACUAACUUUUUCCCUGAAAGUUUUUCCCAUUUCUUUAUGUUAAUACCUAACAUAUCAUGCAAAGACUAUUUUCCUCAAAUACUGCCACACAUGUAACAUAGGUAUUGUUGAGGUUGACGCUAAUCCCUUGUCGGGAUUAGCGCUAACCUGAGGGUCCAAUAGGGACUGUUUGGUCCUAUCGGGUCCCUAUUAUUGGUCCUAGGGUUUUAUCCUUAUGGAGGGGCAGACUUGUACUUUGCCUUGUUAUUUUUGGCUAUUAAUAUAACCUCACAACCUGCGAUCAGUCUCAUUCUGGACUGAUCGCAGGUUGUGCUCUGUUUCUGGGACUGCCUGUGAUUUCUCCUUUCUUUCUUCUCCUCUCUUGUCUUCUUCUUCUUUCUUUUUCUGGUUCAUUGUUCUGGUUACUAGUAAUUAAUAUUGUAACAUGGUAUCAGAGCUGCUUUAAUCAAAUCGAUUGGUCCUAACAUACCUAUCCUGCUUAUUUCAACCUAGCGCUAAUCUCUUCUGGUCUGCAGCUGCCUUUUUGCUGCAAUUACUAUGCCCUAAUUACCAUGAAGUGAUCUACAGUACAUGUAAAUCAUCUUCUAUACUGCUGCUAUCGGUUUUUUGAUGCUGGUUUUUGCUAUUCUUCAAAGCCGCUGGACUGGUUCUCCCCUACCGAUGGCUGCUACUACUAUUUCACUACCGAUGGCUGCUUCUACUACUUUGGAUUAUUUUUUUUCUUGCUGCUGAAAGUUACUGCUGCCGCUGUGUGUUUUUGACCCAUACGAUUAGCUUUCUUGCAUAAUCGGUGGUCUCCUAUCAAGGGUGAUUCGACACCUAUACCAGCCCCUAUCGGCUGAUUUUUUUUUGAGGUUUGUGGUGUCCGAUUGCUCACUGCUGCCGGUUUUUCAGCUCUGCUUGGUGGGAGAUAAUUAUUAGUUGACUCUCAUGGCUGAGAUCAAAGACUUGACUACUCCUACUACUACUACUACACCUACUACUGUCUCUUCUACCUUCGACAACAUUAAUGUCCAGAUUACCUCCGUCAAGCUCAAGGGUAAUUCCAACUACCUUCUGUGGGCUCAAUCGGUUAAAGUUUAUCUAAUGGCCAAGGGCAAACUCAAGUAUACCACUUCUGAUCCACCUUUAUCCUCUGAGACUGGUUAUGACAACUGGCUAAAGGAGAAUGCUCUUAUUUUGACCUGUUUAGGGAACAGUAUGGAACCUGAUGUAGCUGCCAAUGUCAUGUUCCAUUCUACUGCAAAGAGAGUAUGGGAUGAUUUGCGAGAAAUCUACUCUCAGGAAAAGAACAUAGCAAGAAUUUAUGUAUUUAUGAGAAGUUGUUUCAGUUUUGCCAGUUUGACAAAUCUCUUUCAGAGUAUUACAGUACAUUCAGGGGAAUGGUGGAAGAACUUAAUGUUUUUCAGCCCUUGAUCACUGAUAUUGACAAGCUGAAGGCUUGGCGUAAUGAAUUUUGUCUCCAAGAUCCUGGUUGGUUUGAAUAAUGAUCUGAAGGCUGUGAAGGGUCACUUACUUGCGGGUGACAUGGUUCCUACUUUGAAUGAUGCCUAUUCUAGGUUGCAGCGUAUCACCUCUUCCACCAAGCCUGAUCAGUCUUCCAAAGACAACUUUGCUUUUGUUGCUAACCGUGGCCGUGGUCGCGGUCAUGAUCGUAGGGGAGGACAUGGCUCUACUAGACAGACAUCUGAUCGUGCUGCUCGCCAUUGCACAUACUUUGGGAAGCCUAAUCAUACAGUUGAGACUUGUCGGGCCAAGCAUGGCAAAUCAGAAUGGGCAACCCAGUUGGCCAAUCAUGCAGUGUUGGAUGAUGGUACUGACACAGUGUCUCCGAUUGCUACUAAGCCUAUACCUUCUUCAGAAGAUUUCUCUACUAGUCUGCGUGAUGACAUCAAUCAGUUGCUCCGGCGCUUGCACACUCUUGAGGCAUCCUCUAAUACAUCCAAUAGUGCGUCUACAUCCGCUGCUACCUUAGCCCACACAGGAUCUUCACACAGGGAAGACGAUUGGUGGAGGGCGUAAAAAGAAUGGAUUGUAUUACCUCAACAGCAGUUGUUCUACCUCUUCUGCUGCUGCUACGGCUGUUGGGGACAUUAAUCCUUUCUAAUGGCAUCAUCGUUUAGGUCAUUUUUCACUUUCUAGGUUACAACUUUUAUUUCCUAGUUUUAAGUCUACUCCUAGGUUAGAGUGUGAGGCUUGUGAGUUGGGAAAAUAUCACCGUGUGUCUUUCCCAUCUCGCUCUGUCUCGUAGUCCGUCUUUAUUUUCUUUAGUCCACUCUAAUGUAUGGGGUCCUUGCUGAGUCAGUAAUAGAUUUGGAUUUCGGUAUUUUGUGACAUUUGUGGAUGAUCAUUCCCGCCUUACAUGGCUUUACAUGUUAAAGGACAGGUCUGAAUUUUUACAUGUAUUCAAAAAGUUCCAUAAUGAAAUAAAGACUCAGUUUGGCAUUCCUAUUAAAA
Macadamia integrifolia is the source of this 2488-nucleotide messenger RNA. RefSeq lists its product as uncharacterized. NCBI's taxonomy places the organism in Eukaryota, Viridiplantae, Streptophyta, Magnoliopsida, Proteales, Proteaceae. The record is from RefSeq and is a predicted model, not a curated record. Bases 1481 to 2053 code for a protein of 190 amino acids. The transcript has 2 exons.